Messenger RNA from Phyllostomus hastatus (greater spear-nosed bat), 920 nucleotides. Its product is annotated as 60S ribosomal protein L18a-like. Gene Ontology annotation, biological process: translation. The record is from RefSeq and is a predicted model, not a curated record. Lineage: Eukaryota; Metazoa; Chordata; Mammalia; Chiroptera; Phyllostomidae. Gene Ontology annotation, molecular function: structural constituent of ribosome. Gene Ontology annotation, cellular component: cytosolic large ribosomal subunit; ribosome.
AUGUCGCUUCGCGGCUCGGCGGCUGCCCGCUGCCCGCCCGGCUUCCCGCCCGCUUCCCGGCGGCCGCUCUCCCCGUGGCCCGGCCCGGCCCGGCUGCCUCCACACCAGCUAGGGCUCAAAGCUACUUCUAUAUGCUCCAGGCUUAAAGGAGGAAAAGAAGUUAAUUUCCACCUUUUGUGGGUGGGGGCAAACGCGGAGAGAACGCUACGAAGGCCUGGGCUGGGAGAAUACAAGGUGGUGGGGCACUGCCUGCCCACCCCCAAGUGCCGCACACCGACCCUCUACCGAUUGUGCAUCUUUACACCUAACCACCUUGUUGCCAAGUCCCACUUCUGGUACUUUGUGUCUCAAUUGAAGAAGAUGAAGAAAUCUUCAGGAGAAAAUGUCUACUGUGGGCAGGAGUUCGAAAAAUCUGCCCUUCAGGUGAAGAACUUUGGCAUCUGGUUGUGCUAUGACUCCAGCAGUGGGACCCACAACAGGUACUGGGAGGUGACCACCGCAGGUGCCGUCACCCAGUGCUACCAAGACUUGGGGGCCCGGCAGGGUGCCUGCGCCCACUCAAUCCAUAUGAAGGUGGAGGAGAUCGCAGCCAGCAAGUGCCGCCAACCGGCAGUCAAGAAGUUCCAUGACUCCAAGAUCAAGUUCCCACUGGCCCACCAGGUCCUUCGUUGCCAGUACAAGUCACGCUUCAGCACCAAUAGGCUCAAUGCCUUCUUUUGAGUGCAGGGCCUCCCUGUCCCCUGCCCACCCAAUUAAACUCCUUGGUGAAAUCCGGGGGAAAAAAAAACAAAACAAACAAGCUUAAUCUCCACUGUCACAGUGAUCUUUCCGUCUCUGAGGUCCCCCUUUGUUUCCUUCCCUCUCUGCAUCUCCGUUUGUACUUCAUCUUCUCUCCAUCUAUCCCUCUCGCUCCAGCUCUC